ACACUCCAUCCACACACAUGAUUAUUAUUGUAAACAAAUUUCCAGCAAAAUUCCACCACUAUCACUCUUGUGCCCCCCACUACCUUAAACGUUCCGAUCACCACCUUUCACGUUUCAAAAACCCCUCAUUUGUUACUUCUGUUCCUCACAAAUCCCAACUUCUUCAUCUCUUACCCAUAACUCCCAAAAACCACUCUGCAAAACACUGCACACUGCUUUGCUUCUCUCUCCAUUAAUGCCCUUUUGUUUUCCUCUAUGGACCCACCUUUCUCCCUUCCUCACCCUCACUGUUCAACACAGCCCCACAUCUUUUAAACGUUCACCACCCAUGAACGAAUGAAUGUAUGUGUGUGUGUGUGCUCUCUUCCUACCCAGCGAGAUGAGCAAGAACGUUUCUCCAAAGGAUUCGGGCGACAACUCCGUGACCCACUUUGAUUUUCUCAAGAAAUUUAAACGCUUUUCCCCUCUCGACUCUUCUCUUGGAGUUCUCGUUUUCUUCUUCGUCGCUUCUCUCUUCGUUGCUUGCUUCUUCUACUUGGAUUACAAAGGGUUCCGCUCCCGAGCCACCACCAUCCUUGACUUCGAUUUUUCAUCAUCCUCAACUUCUUCUGUUACUUCCUCUUCUGUUACUUUUUCUUCUGCUUCCUCUCGCCCGGUUCAGUUUCUGAGCCCAGAGGGUGAUGCCUGUGAUGUCUUUGAUGGGAAUUGGGUUUGGGAUGAGACUUACCCCCUUUACAAUUCCGCUAACUGUUCCUUCAUGGAUCAAGGUUUUCGCUGCUCCGAGAAUGGCAGGCCUGACACUUUCUACACUAAGUGGCGAUGGCAGCCCAAAGAUUGCAACUUGCCCAGAUUUGAUGCAGGGAAGAUGUUGGAAAAGCUACGGAACAAGAGACUGGUUUUUGUUGGUGAUUCAAUUGGAAGGAACCAAUGGGAAUCACUCCUUUGUAUGCUCUCUUCGGUAAUUCCAAACAAGGCUAGGGUGUACGAGGUUAAUGGGAGCCCAAUUACAAAGCACACAGGCUUCUUGGCAUUCAAGUUUGAAGAUUUCAACUGCACCAUUGAAUACUAUAGAUCACCGUAUCUUGUAGUGCAGGGAAGACCUCCUUCUGGUGCACCUGAUGGGGUGAGAAUGACUCUGAGAUUGGAUCAAAUGGACUGGAUUUCACAUAAGUGGAGAGAUGCAGAUGUGCUGGUUCUCAAUGCUGGACAUUGGUGGAACUAUGAGAAGACUGUCAAAAUGGGCUGUUACUUCCAAAUAGGGGAGAAAGUGAAGAUGAAUAUGACUACAGAAGAAGCAUUCAGGAAAUCAAUGGAGACAGUAGUUCAUUGGAUAGCAAAUGAAGUAAACAUAAACAAAACUUACGUCCUUUUCCGAACUUACGCUCCUGUCCAUUUCAGGGGUGGUGACUGGAACACUGGCGGUGGUUGUCACAUGGAAACAUUACCUGAUUUAGGUUCCUUGCCAGCAGCAUCCGACAUCCAUUUCAGAACCGUCGUUGAUGUCUUGUCAGAACUCAAAAAUAAAUCAAAGUUCUUGAAUCCGGACUUGCUUAAUGUGACACAAUUGUCAACUCGCCGGAGAGAUGGCCAUGCAUCCAUUUACUAUCUCGGACCAGAUGGUACGGCGCCAAUGCAGCGGCAAGAUUGUAGCCAUUGGUGCCUACCUGGUGUUCCCGAUUCAUGGAAUGAGCUUCUUUAUGCUCUUCUUCUCAAGAGGGAGGAAUUUCGGGAACAGAGACAGAACACCACAAAUGUUUCUCAAGUUCCACUAUAAUUGACCUAUACAAUGUUAUGAGUUAUACACAAAUCAGUGACAACCCUUUUUGAGCGAGGUGAAGCUGCAAGUUGAGUUUGGCGUUGGUGCACCUAACUUUUUGUUAGUUUGCUUGAUGUUACAGAAUUUUAUUCUUGGCAACCAAAGAAAUUUAUAUGUUUUAAUUUCCUACAAAGUGAUUGUUUGACCCUCUUUGUAGGGUCUGCCAUUGUAGGUGAACAUAUCUAGAUGGGAUGGGAACUGAAUUUUGGAUGGUGAGUUUCAGGGAUAUCUUGUACAAAAAAGAAAAAAUAACAGCUGAGAUUCAAACCUGAUGAUUAGAAGUCAUACAAAUUUUUUCUUUUUGUAAAUUUCAUAUGAUCCAUGAUGUUGCUGGUUGUACAUUGUAUAUAACAGGAUUUUCAAACCUUUUAUUGUUUGUUGUUAUUUAUAUAGGCAAAUACUUCAGAGUAA
This is a messenger RNA of Vigna unguiculata (cowpea), 2227 nucleotides long. Its product is annotated as protein trichome birefringence-like 11. The record is from RefSeq and is a predicted model, not a curated record. NCBI's taxonomy places the organism in Eukaryota, Viridiplantae, Streptophyta, Magnoliopsida, Fabales, Fabaceae. Gene Ontology annotation, cellular component: Golgi apparatus. Gene Ontology annotation, molecular function: O-acetyltransferase activity.